AUGUCCGUGCCAAACGUCGAGAAACGCUUCAAUGUUGAGAUUGAGGCGAUUGAGAAGAUCCCGGCACUCAAAGUAAUCAAGCCCAAGGUCUUCCCGGAUGACCGCGGGUUUUUCAGUGAAACCUAUAAUGCUACGGAAUGGGCCGAGAAGCUGGAUUUUAAGGAGGUUUUCUUGCAGGACAAUCACUCAUUCUCCAAACAUGGCGUCCUUCGUGGUCUCCAUACCCAACCAGGAAUGGGAAAACUGGUCUCUGUCGCUACCGGUAAAAUCUUUGACGUUGCUGUAGACGUCAGACAGGGUUCGCCGACGUUCGGACAAUGGCAUGGGGUUAUCCUCUCUGGCGAGAACAAACAUGCAUUCUGGAUCCCACCCGGAUUCCUCCAUGGAUUCCAGUGUCUAUCCCCCGAAGGAGCUCACGUAACGUAUAAAUGCAGUGCUGUUUACGACCCAAAAACUGAAUUCGGGAUCAACCCAUUUGACAAGGAGAUUGCUGUAGAGUGGCCUAUUACCGACAAAAAUCAGAUCAUCGUUUCGGAGCGGGAUACGCAGCACGGAGACCUUUCUUCGCUUCCACGA
Messenger RNA from Mesorhabditis spiculigera, 576 nucleotides. The record is from the annotation of a GenBank genome assembly. Lineage: Eukaryota; Metazoa; Nematoda; Chromadorea; Rhabditida; Rhabditidae.